AUGGACAACCCGAUCGAACUGCCCGACGGCCGCCUUCUGUGCGGCGCCCACGGCCUCGUCGUCUGCGGCAUCUGCUGCGUCGACUACAGUUUCAUGGACGAGAUUCUCGACCCUUCCUCCGACGAGUCUUUCUCCGACGAGGAGGAGGAGGAGGUAGAUUGGGACAGGGAUGGCGAUAGGGACAGCGACAGUGAUGGCCACGGCGACGAGUUGCUCACGGAAGAGGAGCUGGCGGCGUUGAGGGCGCGGUUGGUUGCGAGAAAGGGAUGCGCAUGCUUCCUCCCCCUCCCCGGCUCGGGCUGCCCAAACUGCGACCCGGAGAUGAAGGAGAAGGAGAAAGCAAAAGCCCAAAACGUCCAGAAUGCCCAGAAGGGCGAGAAGACUGAGAGGACGGAUGGAAAACCCGCGGCAGGGCGUGGUAAAGGUGGUAAUGGUGCGGAGAGUGGGUCGGCACCGCGAGGAGCAGCAGCGUCAGCGUUAGCGAUAGGAACAUCAGCAUCCGCCGCGACAUCUGCAGCGACAGGAGCAACACAAGCUGAAAAGAAGAAGAGAAACAGAUGGAAUAAGAACAGGAACAGGAACAAGAACAAGAAUAAGAACAAGAAUAAGAACAGCGGCAGCAACGGAGCGACGACCACGACCUAG
Molecule: messenger RNA, 645 nt
Organism: Fonsecaea nubica
Lineage: Eukaryota; Fungi; Ascomycota; Eurotiomycetes; Chaetothyriales; Herpotrichiellaceae
Exons: 2
Coding region: 1-645 (214 amino acids)
Source: RefSeq, a predicted model, not a curated record